AUCCGCGUCGGUUGAUGUUUUAUUCCGAUUUAAACGCAUAUUAUGCGUUUGCUCGUAGCGUCGCACACUCGAUGGUACCUGCCGGCUACGUGUCGAGCGUUUGUACAUGAUAUUAUAACGUAACAAUUAUUUGAAGGUUGUGUAAAUAAGAGAUUUUGAGGAAAACAAAAUAUUUAUAAAAAUAAAAACCUAAUCGAAAUAUGUACCUACCUACAUGGUAAUAAUGAUAUAAUAUAUCCGGAUUGCGUAUGAAUUAAAUCCCGUGCGAUGGACAAGUUAGGAGUCGAAGAAGUUGCCAUUAACUUAGAACUAAUGAAACGAUCCCGGUUCUAUCACAUAUUAAAUCCGAACGGUACAAAGAUUUUCAACUGUAAUGCUUACCGGCUAUUUCUGUUUCUUUACGGAUCAAUUGUGAACUGCAUUGUCGUUUUCAGCACGUUGGGUUUUUUUGUCGAAAUGGACGAUACUUUGAGUUUUACAGAUUUAUUUGUAGCCAUAUUUGUUUUGAUAAAUUUUUUUUUAUGCUAUUGGAGGAUUUGCGUUUUUAUGUACAACGUAAACGCGAUUCACGAAGUGCUCAGUGUUUCACGGUUUGAUUUAUUGAAGAGCAAACAUUGUUGUAAACAUGUAAACGUACUUAACGACUAUCGCGAUAGAACGAUUAAAAUCACCAAUUACUUUUUCUUAUUCUCGUCGACAGUGAUGUCGCAAUGGUUUAUAUAUCCUCUCGUGGUCAUCGCGUUCACAAGGCCCGAAGACGAAAAUGGCCGCUUCCAGAACAUCAUGAACUUGCGUUAUCCUGUAUCUACGUACACUUACAAUCAUUAUUAUUUCAUAUUUUAUUUAAUGGAAGUGGUGGUAGCAAUAUUUACCAUGUACGCUAUGAUCAUUCCAGACAUACUUUUAAUGUGUGUGUGUUGGGCUAUAAUCGCUCAACAGAAAGUCCUCACUCGGGCGUUCAAAAACAUUGGACACGAAGACAACUCCCAAAUGGUAUAUUAUGAAGAUUUCAAAUUAAUUCUACUUGAUCAACUGCAACUUAAUCUGAAAAUAAAAUUAUUUUAUUCAGUUGUGCGGCCUAUUAUUUUAACAUACGUUGCUAUUAUAUCCACAUGUUUCAUAAUCGUGACGUAUGUAUUACUUUUGGUUUGCAUGUCAAAGGAAUCACAUCCAGUUCUUACCAUUAUCAAGCUCGGGUCAUCAGCACUCUACAUGGUCUUACAUUUAUAUUUAUAUUGUUAUUUAUUUGACAGUAUGAAUAUUAAAAGGCAAUCCGUUAACACUGGCAUAUAUUCUUGUGAUUGGACGAAAAUGGAUAUACAAUUUAAAAAGUUACUAUUAUUAACGAUGCAAAUGAAUAAUGCCAAUAAUUUAGAGAUAAAAGCUUCACCGAAAAAAAUCGUCAACUUACAAUUAUUUGCUAAUAUCAUAACGAUGUCUUACAAUAUUGUUUCUGUCAUGCUGGAAACCACGAGUUAAAAAAAUCAAAUUUCGGAAUAGAUAUAUUAAAGUUUAAACUAUUAAUAAGACAAUAGGUUAUAGGGCUACUGUAGCUUGUAGGGAUAAUAUAAGAUCUUUACCAUUCAACGCAAACGUAAUAGUUUAUUGUAUAUUAUAGAUUAUUUAUAAGAAAUUUUACUCAAAUGCAAUUUGUUAUAUUUACUAUCAACAAAUAACAAUUAUUAGAAUCACCAAUUUUUUUUUAUAAAUAAUAAUAUUUCAAAGUAUUAUCACCCUAUUUGUAUGUUUAAAUUGUAUGAUUGAAUGAUACGAACACAAUUUUUUUUACAUACAUUUUUGCUGGCCGUGGCCACUAAAACAUCGUAGGUCGUGAGACGCUUUUUUGUUACGCUUAUAUCGUUAAUAUGGUGUAUUCGUUGCUAUGUGGUGGUCAGAAUGUCAGAUCAUCCCCUAUGUCCUAUUUUUUUUUUAAAAUCAAAUUUUUAUGAAAUUAUGAGUUUUGCAAUUUGCUUGAAAAUAUAAUACUGCAUU
Molecule: messenger RNA, 1992 nt
Organism: Metopolophium dirhodum (rose-grain aphid)
Lineage: Eukaryota; Metazoa; Arthropoda; Insecta; Hemiptera; Aphididae
Exons: 7
Coding region: 268-1479 (403 amino acids)
Biological process (GO): sensory perception of smell; detection of chemical stimulus involved in sensory perception of smell
Cellular component (GO): plasma membrane; proteasome core complex
Molecular function (GO): olfactory receptor activity; odorant binding
Source: RefSeq, a predicted model, not a curated record